AAGAACAUCAAACCGAGGCUGGAAAACAGCGAAGAUGCGAGCAAUAUGGCGGGUGUUGAACCAGACGAGAGGAGAUCCUACACAGACUUGAGAGAGAAGCUUAACAGUACGCCUCAUAGAAAGCAACAUUUGGAAAAUAGGAAGCGAAGACGAGAACAAAUUUCUGGUUCACAUCGUCAGCAUUCAACGCACGAGAGACCGUAUGAUAGGGACGUUGAGUUGCAAAAAGUUCAUCAAGGAAUUCGUCAGCGAAUUUUGUUCGACAAGGAAGAAUGUGAAAAAAUUGAAGAAAAAAUCGAUGAAAUUGUUGAGCUUGCAGAGAGUGGGACCUACAGGAGCCGAACAGUUGAUAGGGCUCCUUUGCGAGUCAAAUAUUUCUUCGGUGAGGGCUACACAUACGGGAAACAGUUAACCGAACGAGGUCCUGGUCAAGAGAGACUUUUUCCGCGAGGAGAAGUGGACGAAAUACCCGAGUGGAUUUUCGAGUUGGUUAUUUCUCGCCUCGAGAAGGCUGGAAUUGUGCCUAAAGGUUUUGUAAACAGUGCUGUAAUAAACGAUUAUCAGCCUGGGGGCUGUAUAGUUUCGCACAUCGAUCCGCCGCAUAUCUUUGAUCGACCUAUUGUGUCUUGCUCGUUUUUUAGCGAGUCUUCCUUGAGUUUUGGCUGCAAAUUCUCGUUUAAACCCAUCCGUACCUCAACGCCAGUUUUAACCCUUCCUCUUCCCCGCGGCUGUGUUACUACUUUAAGGUGAGUUUUUACUGCUUAUUUGCACAAGCGUUUGUAUCUGUCUCGUAUUCCAUGCAGUUAGUUUGCGUAACAUUAGUUUGCAACGUUUAUUCAGCCUAAGCUUAAAUUUUACUUCCUCUUCAGGCGAAUCCAUUCGAAUGAGAUUCAGAUUCUAUUAAGAUAAGUAAACCAAUUUGAAGUCGUCAGGUCGCCAGCCUUGAAUUUACAAUUAUUCAGUAUUUUUUAUUUUAAAAUACCACAUGUUUUCCUUGAAUACAUCUAGCGUUCUUUUUUAGGUGAAGAAAAACUACAAAUCACGAUUAUUAAAAGCAUACGAGUUAAAGCUUAAAGUCCAGGCCCCGGUUGUUCAAACGUUGGAUAGUGCUAUCCACCGGAUAAAUCACUAUCCAGCGGAUAAGUAUUAGGGAAACUAAUUCCACUAUCCACUGGAUAGUAAUUUAUCCGGUGGAUAGCGCUAUCCAGCCUUUGAACAACCAAGGCCAGGCCGCGGUUGUUCAAACGUUGGAUAACGCUAUCCACAGGAUAAAAAUCUAUCCAAUGGAUAGGGCAAUUAGUUUCCCUAAUACUUAUCCGCUGGAUAGUGAUUUAUCCGGUGGAUAGCACUAUCCAACGUUUGAACAACUGGGGCCAGUUAGUGAAAAAAAGUCAUCCUUGUGGCAUUCUGGCCACCCAAUGUUUAAUGUAAACUUCACUCAAGGGCUUAAUUAUUUUAGUGUUUCGGUGGAGAAGCCAGUACAGGUGUUAAAUAUCAAUUAAAGUGGAUGAUUUAGUUUGAUGUCAGAACAUAAGCACAAGAGUAAAAUUUUUCAUAUUCUCUGUUGGAAAUAGCAUAAUAAAAUGGGAAGAAGUAGCCCUAAGAGAAAGGAUGAGGGAGGCAACAGGCCACCCUUUAAGCGACAGUUAUGGAGAAGAGAAAUUCUCCUACAGCUGUAGUUCUGUGUUUUUGGAGGAUGAUCUUUCCAGGACAGAUUUUGGACCUGCAUCAGGGUGUGUCAGUAUCCUUGUGUAUAAGUACAGGGAUGUCACUAAAAGCCUGCUAGAAAAGAUCUUCGUUCUGGCUCAAAUUGCUCUGUAACACAAGGCAAUGAGAGGAUUGUUUAUGUGCAGUUGAGAAAAAAAGUGACGUGUGUAAUAAAAAAGCCGGCUUAGCUUUUUUUUAGCUACAUCGCUGCAUGUACAUGUAGGUGGGGGGCGGAAAAGCCCGUGUAAAUACUGAGCGAGUGCCCCAUGGGCAUCCCAUUAUACUCCUUAAAUCUAAUAAAUUCCAUAUGGCUGCAAUAUUGGUAAAAAGGUCUAUUUAUAGAGCACAUUCUGAUCACACGCAUUUGUACCUUCUGUCACCAACUUGUUAUCUAAUCAUGUACAUUUUGACCUUUUAUUAAGUGAAAGUUACUCAAAAAGCACCAGCAUUGAGUGUUUUGACCUUCAAUCAGAAGCCUAAAACUCUCUUCACUCCGUAACCUUUGGUUAUUGCAAGUAGUAUUAAUAUUUUGAAUUGGUAGCUGGGAAUUAGCUGCACCUAUGAUUCUAAAAAUAGGAUGAAAGGAGAACAGCAUCUUUUGCCCAGGUUUGACACUCAAUUUCCUUUAUUUUCGAGUCCCAAUUAUUCAUUAAAAUAUUCAGGGUCAGGAAACAAAGAAAAUUGAUAAUCAAACUAAGGUUAAAAUCAUUUUAACCUGAAUUUCAUUUUGACCAACAACAUUUACCAUACACAUUAGAGAAACAGUGCAACUAGAAAAGUUACAAGAACGGGAAUUGUUUAACUUUCCCUUUAUGUUAUGGUGAUCUGGCCUAAAGUUUGCAGAUAAUCCAUGUCAUCACUGCUAAAACCUGUCCACUACAUGUAGGUGUAUUAAUAAUUAAUAAGAUGAAUUAUUCAUAUGCUUUCCUUAUGCUUGUAUGUAGUGGUUAUGCUGCUGAUGAUAUUACUCACUGUAUAAGACCUCAAGAUGUGAAGAAAAGAAGAGCUGUUAUUAUUGUAAGAAGGUAAGUCUGUAAGCUGACUACAGGUACCGUAAAGUUCUGGGUCGUUACUCUUGUAUUUAGCACCCUUCAGCUAUCGCUACUUUUGGAGGCUCGCUAUUUUCAGGGUUCAUUACUUUUGGAUGGCAAAAACGUGUACUCCCCAUGGGCACUCCAAAAAAUGUGAAAGGAAUACUUUUUGAAAAAAGGUUAUGUACAUCCUGUACCUCGAAUCAGUGUGACAUUGUUCAGGAUUUCUAUCAUAUCCAAUAUAUUUUGCAAAGAGGGAAGUUAGUUUUGAGGUCUCCACACUCGGUGGGAUUGCUACUUUUGGGAUUUGCUAACACCUGUGACAUUUUAUCACUAGUUUCAGAAGUUCGCUACUUUCAAGGGGUUGUUACUUUCACAACUUUGUGGUAUGAAAACUAAAAAGCUAGACUAAAGCAGUGUUGAUCUAAUUUAGAAUGUUGCACAAAUAGACCAUUUCUAAGUUGCCAAAACUCUCCCCUUUAAACUAUGCUGGGUGCAAAACCUUUCUUGUGAAAUGAGUUUUAUUUGCAUGAGAAAGAAAAAUCACUUUCAUAUCGAUAGCUUCAAUUUAGCCUCGCUUUGAAACAGAGGCUUGGGGCAACUCAAAAAAUGGUGUAUUACUCAGGGUUCUUACACUUGCAAAACAUUUUGUGGUAAAAUUUCUUUGCCUCCAGAGUACUGCCGGAUGCACCAAGGCUCGAACCAAUCGUUAGUGAAAAUGGUGGCCAGGAAAAGGAGGAUAGCAGUGAGAGAGAGAGUGAAGAUCCUGAUGAGGAAGAACCAUCCCCUGCCAAGAAGAAACGGGUGGUGUUAAAAAGAAAUACUAGACAGCCCAAUCAUGAAGUGAAAAAGCAACCAGAUACGCUCAAAUAA
Messenger RNA from Porites lobata, 3611 nucleotides. Lineage: Eukaryota; Metazoa; Cnidaria; Anthozoa; Scleractinia; Poritidae. The record is from the annotation of a GenBank genome assembly.